Messenger RNA from Amaranthus tricolor (Joseph's coat), 2860 nucleotides. RefSeq names its product nucleobase-ascorbate transporter 12. The transcript is spliced from 10 exons. The coding region runs from base 271 to 2382 and encodes 703 amino acids. Gene Ontology annotation, biological process: transmembrane transport. NCBI's taxonomy places the organism in Eukaryota, Viridiplantae, Streptophyta, Magnoliopsida, Caryophyllales, Amaranthaceae. Gene Ontology annotation, cellular component: plasma membrane. Gene Ontology annotation, molecular function: transmembrane transporter activity. The record is from RefSeq and is a predicted model, not a curated record.
AACUAAGCAAGAGCCAAGACUUAUCACUUCUGUCUUUUACACACUACAGCUGCAUCCUGACACUCUUCCUUUCUCUAGAUUUAUUCAAUUAAUCGCCUCUUUUUUUCUCUUACUUUCCACUCUUCACCUAUAUUUUCUCUUCUGUCUAGAUCUCCAUUUUUAAACCAAAUUAAGCAGAUCUAUCUUCUUUGUUUUGAUUUAUUUUACUUGGGUUUUUUCAGUAUGACUUUGUAGCUUUAGAUUACACCCACUUAAGAGUACACACUGAAAAUGGCGAGUUCUGACCCGAAUAACAAGCCCAAACCCGGACAAAAUCCACCGUUGCCGGAAUCCAAGCCAAUGCCGCCAUCUUCUUGGGCUAAGCGAACUGGGUUCCGACCCAAAUUCUCUGGUGAGAGUAAUGCUACUGAUUCUGGUCCAAUUGCGUCUGUUCCCAAGCAAAGGAGCUCAGAUUCCGCCAUUGAUCUUGAAAUGGGCCGUGCAAGGCCCAUACCAACAGCAAAUGGGCCUCCACCACCUCCUCCGAGGGCGGGUGUUCCGGCGGCGGGUGGGGAAAAGGAGACACCAGUGAAGAAGAGAAGAGACUCUGAUGGUGCUGGUGGGGGUUCGGUGAAAGGGCCCACACCGAUUGCAAAUGGGCAGGCACACCGAAACGAGGUGCCUGCCCGGAGAGAGCAGGGAAGGAAUGAGGAAGCGGUCGAGGUGGUGCCGCCGGUUCAGAAUUGGGGGGAUGAUGGGUUUGUUGAAAGACAGUCUCAUAUGAAGUAUGAGCUUAGAGAUGCUCCUGGGAUUGUGCCCAUCGGUUUUUAUGGUCUCCAACAUUAUGUUUCCAUUUUGGGUUCAAUAAUUCUGAUACCUCUAGUAAUUGUACCGGCAAUGGGUGGUUCUUAUGAAGAUACAGCCAACGUAGUGUCGACGGUGCUCUUCAUGUCUGGGGUAACGACGCUCUUGCAUACGUUUUUCGGGACUAGAUUGCCCUUAAUACAAGGGCCUUCAUUUGUAUAUCUAGCUCCUGCACUUGCCAUAAUCAAUUCAACCGAGUUCCAAAAGCUGCAUGGAAAUAAUUUCAAGCAUAUAAUGAAGGAGCUCCAAGGGGCCAUUAUAAUAGCAUCUGCAUUCCAAGCUUUCCUAGGCUACAGUGGACUGAUGUCAUUGUUAGUCAGGAUUAUCAAUCCAGUUGUUGUGGCCCCAACUAUUGCUGCUGUGGGCCUUUCUUUUUAUAGUUAUGGCUUUCCACAAGUUGGUAGCUGUCUUGAAAUUGGUGCUGUGCAGAUAUUGCUUGUGAUAAUCUUCUCUCUAUACUUGAGGAAAAUAUCUAUUCUUGGUCACCGUGUAUUUCUAAUUUAUGCGGUCCCGUUGGGUCUGGCAAUCACAUGGGGUAUUGCGUUUCUUCUAACUGCAGCUGGGGCUUACAACUACAAAGGUUGUGAUCCGAAUGUACCUACAUCGAAUAUUAUAUCUGAGCACUGUAAAAAACAUAUUGCAAGGAUGAAGCAAUGCCGUGUUGAUUCUUCUCAUGCAUUAAGCAUGGCUCCAUGGUUCAGAUUUCCUUAUCCGUUGCAAUGGGGUACACCUGUAUUCAGCUGGAAAAUGGCUCUUGUCAUGUGCUUUGUGUCCAUUAUUGCGUCAGUGGAUUCUGUUGGCUCGUACCAUGCGUCAUCCUUAUUGGUGGCUUCCAGACCUCCAACACGAGGUGUUCUUAGUCGAGGGAUUGGCCUGGAAGGAAUUUGCAGCGUUUUAGCUGGCCUUUGGGGUACCGGGACUGGAUUUACAACGCUCACUGAAAAUGUGCAUACAAUUGCAGUGACUAAAAUGGGAAGCCGGAGAGCUGUUGAGCUUGGUGCUUGUAUUUUGAUAAUCUUAUCUCUUAUAGGUAAAGUUGGAGGAUUUAUUGCUUCAAUUCCUCAAGUCAUGGUUGCUGCUCUCCUUUGCUUCAUGUGGGGGAUGCUUACCGCAUUAGGCUUAUCAAAUCUACGUUACAGUGAAGCUGGAAGUUCUAGAAACAUCAUUAUUGUUGGACUCUCCCUCUUUUUCUCUCUUUCUGUACCAGCUUACUUCCAACAAUACGGUAUCUCUCCAAAGUCGAACACAUCUGUACCAAGUUAUUUUCUUCCGUACAUUGUAGCCUCUCACGGGCCUGUCCACACCAACUUUGGAGGGCUUAAUUAUGUUCUCAACACACUACUUUCAUUUCACAUGGUAAUUGCGUUCCUCGUUGCCGUAAUCUUGGAUAAUACUGUACCCGGAAGUCGACUAGAACGUGGUGUGUAUGUCUGGUCGAAAGCCGAGGCAGCCAGGAGAGAACCAGCAGUCAUCAAAGACUAUGGUUUGCCAUUCAGAGUAGGACGAGCUUUCAGGUGGGUCAAAUGGGUCGGUCUUUGAGGAGUAAAAUGUAAAUCUUUUCCACAUUUUUUAUCGUUAUUGGAGAGACGGUUAAAGAUUGAGUAGAAAAGUGGGAGAAAAACCGGGAAAGCGAUAGCUGCGAGAGGUUUCAAACUUAAUGCCCCAUUUUGGCCUAUACGAAGACGCAGCAUUUCUGGAAAAUGGAUUUUCCGGUUUCUUGGCUCUGAAGAGGUGAGCUAUGUACAUCCUAAAAGCCCGUUCGUUUACCUUGUAAUGUAAUGUAAUAUUGAAUGUAGUAGAAGUACAAGGAUUUUGUAUGUAUGUAGUUUUUGAGUUAUGUUCAUUCUAAGGAUGCAAAAUUUGUAUUUCCGGGAUCAUUCGUUUAUGUAACACCAGAUAUGCAUCUGGUGUUGCAAGGCUGUACUUACUUUUUCCUUCCUUUUUUUGCUGCAUUGAGUAUAUAUAAGACCAUGAAUAUUGAUUUGUAUUUGUUGCCAAGUUCAUGUGGCUUUGAUCA